AUGCGUCCGGAAGUUGAACAAGAGCUUGCUCACACCUUGUUGGUGGAGCUGCUUGCCUACCAAUUCGCCUCACCCGUCCGAUGGAUCGAGACCCAAGAUGUGAUCCUCGCCGAACAGCGCACCGAGCGCAUUGUCGAAAUUGGUCCCGCAGAUACCCUUGGAGGAAUGGCCCGGCGGACACUAGCCUCCAAGUACGAGGCCUACGAUGCUGCCACUUCAGUCCAGCGCCAGAUUCUCUGCUAUAAUAAGGAUGCCAAGGAGAUCUACUACGAUGUCGACCCCGUGGAGGAAGAGCCCGAGGCUACAGAGCCCGCUCCUUCAGCUACUCCUGCCGCACCAGCUGCCGCUCCUGCGGCUGGAGCUCCUCCCCCACCCCCCAGCGCAGGCCCCGCUGCCUCAGUCGAAGAUAUCCCGGUUACAGCAGUUGAUAUUCUGCGGACACUUGUUGCCCAGAAGCUAAAGAAGAGCCUUGCGGAUGUGCCGUUGUCAAAAGCCAUUAAGGAUCUUGUUGGAGGCAAGUAUAGCAAAUCCACAUUACAAAAUGAAAUCCUAGGUGACCUGGGUAAGGAAUUCGGUUCCACGCCUGAAAAGCCCGAGGACGUCCCCCUCGAUGAGUUGGGUGCUUCAAUGCAAGCCACAUUCAACGGCCAACUUGGCAAGCAGUCUUCUUCCCUCAUCGCCAGAAUGGUCUCCUCCAAAAUGCCCGGUGGCUUCAACAUCACUUCUGUUAGAAAAUACCUCGAGACUCGAUGGGGUUUGGGAUCCGGCCGUCAAGAUGGUGUGCUCCUGCUUGCUCUUACCAUGGAGCCCGCUGCUCGUCUUGGAUCAGAAGUGGAUGCCAAGGCCUAUCUUGACGACGUAACCAACAAGUACGCUGCCAGUGCCGGAGUCAACCUUUCAGCUCCGGUUGCCGGCGGUGACAGUGGUGGCGCUGGAGGUGGCAUGGUCAUGGAUCCUGCAGCCAUUGAUGCCCUGACCAAGGAUCAACGAGCUCUGUUCAAGCAGCAGCUUGAGAUCAUUGCCCGCUAUCUCAAGAUGGACCUCCGUGGUGGCGAGAAGGCCCAUGUGAUUUCUCAAGAGACCCAGAAGGCGCUGCAGGCCCAGCUGGACUUGUGGCAAGCAGAGCACGGUGACUUCUACGCUUCGGGCAUUGAGCCGUCAUUCGAUCAGCUGAAGGCCCGUGUCUACGACUCCUCAUGGAACUGGGCUCGUCAAGAUGCCUUGAGCAUGUAUUACGAUAUCAUCUUUGGUCGCCUGCAGGUGGUCGACCGCGAAAUUGUCAGCCAGUGUAUCCGCAUCAUGAACCGCUCCAACCCCCUCCUUCUCGACUUCAUGCAAUACCACAUCGAUAACUGCCCAACUGAGCGCGGAGAGACCUACCAGCUGGCCAAGGAACUUGGACAGCAGCUCAUUGAGAAUUGUCGCGAAGUGCUAGAGGUGGCUCCCGUUUACAAGGACGUCGCUGUGCCUACCGGCCCCCAAACAACCAUCGAUGCCCGUGGCAACAUUAGCUACAAGGAGACCCCUCGCACCAGUGCUCGUAAGCUUGAGCACUACGUCAAGCACAUGGCCGAGGGAGGCCCAAUCUCCGAGUACAGCAACCGCACUAAGGUUCAGAAUGACCUUAAGAGUGUUUACAAGCUCAUUCGCAAGCAGCAUCGUCUCUCCAAGUCGUCCCAGCUCCAGUUUGAUGCACUGUACAAGGACGUCGUUCACGCUCUUGGAAUGAACGAGAGCCAGAUUAUCCCCCAGGAGAACGGCCACUCCAAGAAGGGCGGCCGUAGUGCUGCCAAACGCAAUACUCCCACCCGCCCUGGCAAAGUGGAGACCAUUCCAUUCCUGCACCUGAAGAAGAAGACCGAACACGGCUGGGACUAUAACAAGAAGCUGACUGGCAUCUAUCUGAAUGUGAUGGAGUCGGCUGCCAAGGACGGUCUUAGCUUCCAGGGCAAGAACGUUCUGAUGACCGGUGCUGGUGCUGGUUCCAUUGGUGCCGAGGUCCUCCAAGGUCUGAUCAGCGGUGGUGCUCAGGUCAUCGUCACUACCAGUCGCUUCUCGCGCGAGGUUACUGAGUACUACCAGGCCAUGUACGCCCGCUACGGUGCUCGUGGCUCCCAGCUUGUGGUCGUGCCUUUCAACCAAGGCAGCAAGCAGGAUGUUGAGGCUUUGGUCGAGUACAUCUACGACACCAAGAAGGGUCUCGGCUGGGACUUGGACUUUGUCGUUCCUUUCGCUGCCAUUCCCGAGAACGGCCGCGAGAUCGACUCUAUCGAUUCUAAGUCCGAGCUAGCUCACCGUAUCAUGUUGACCAACCUGCUCCGUCUUUUGGGCUCGGUCAAGACCCAAAAGCAAGCUCAUGGCUUCGAAACUCGCCCCGCCCAAGUUAUCUUGCCCCUGUCACCCAACCACGGCACCUUCGGUAAUGAUGGCUUGUACUCUGAGUCCAAGCUUGCUUUGGAGACUCUCUUCAACCGUUGGUACUCCGAGAACUGGGGCCACUACCUCACUAUCUGUGGUGCAGUCAUUGGCUGGACCCGUGGUACUGGUCUGAUGAGCGGCAACAACAUGGUCGCUGAAGGCGUUGAGAAGCUGGGCGUCCGUACAUUCUCCCAACAGGAGAUGGCUUUCAACCUUCUCGGACUGAUGUCUCCGGCCAUCGUCAACCUUUGCCAGCUCGACCCUGUCUUUGCUGAUCUUAACGGUGGUCUACAAUUCAUUCCGGACCUUAAGGGUCUGAUGACCAAGCUUCGCACCGACAUCAUGGAGACCAGCGAUGUCCGCCAGGCCGUCAUCAAGGAGACCGCUAUCGAGCACAAGAUUGUUAACGGCGAAGACAGCGGAGUUCUUUAUAAGAAGGUUAUUGCAGAGCCCCGUGCCAACAUCAAGUUUGAAUUCCCUAACCUCCCCGACUGGGAGAAGGAAGUCAAGCCGCUUAAUGAGAAUCUUAAGGGCAUGGUCAACCUGGACAAGGUGGUCGUUGUCACUGGUUUCUCUGAAGUCGGUCCUUGGGGUAACUCCCGUACCCGAUGGGAGAUGGAAUCCAAGGGCAAGUUCUCAUUGGAAGGCUGCGUUGAGAUGGCGUGGAUUAUGGGUCUGAUUAAGCACCACAACGGUCCGCUUAAGGGUCAGGCCUACUCUGGCUGGGUUGAUGCCAAGACCGGUGAACCCGUUGAUGAUAAGGAUGUUAAGCCCAAGUACGAGAAGCACAUCUUGGAGCACACUGGUAUCCGUCUCAUCGAGCCCGAGUUGUUCAAGGGAUACGAUCCUAAGAAGAAGCAGCUCCUUCAAGAAAUUGUCAUUCAGGAGGAUCUUGAACCUUUCGAGGCUUCCAAGGAGACAGCUGAAGAGUUCAAGCGUGAGCAUGGAGACAAGGUUGAGAUCUUCGAGAUCCCCGAGUCUGGAGAGUACACCGUUCGUCUUUGCAAGGGCGCCACUAUGCUUAUCCCCAAGGCGCUACAGUUCGAUCGUCUUGUCGCUGGUCAGGUGCCCACUGGCUGGGACGCCAGCCGCUAUGGUAUCCCCGACGAUAUUAUCUCCCAGGUGGACCCUGUGACCCUCUUUGUUCUGGUCUGCACUGCUGAGGCUAUGCUUUCCGCCGGUGUCACUGACCCUUACGAGUUCUACAAGUAUGUCCACCUGUCUGAGGUUGGUAACUGUAUCGGCUCGGGUAUUGGUGGUACCCACGCUUUGCGCGGUAUGUACAAGGAUCGCUUCCUCGAUAAGCCAUUGCAAAAGGAUAUCUUGCAGGAGUCCUUCAUUAACACUAUGUCUGCCUGGGUCAACAUGCUGCUCUUAUCAUCUACCGGUCCUAUUAAGACUCCCGUUGGUGCUUGCGCCACUGCUGUUGAGUCCGUGGAUAUUGGUUACGAGACUAUUGUCGAGGGCAAGGCUCGUGUUUGCUUCGUUGGUGGUUUCGAUGACUUCCAGGAGGAAGGCUCUUAUGAGUUCGCCAACAUGAAGGCCACUAGCAACGCUGAAGACGAAUUCGCCCACGGUCGCACCCCGCAAGAGAUGUCACGACCCACUACCACCACUCGUGCCGGUUUCAUGGAGUCCCAGGGUUGCGGUAUGCAGCUUAUCAUGACUGCACAGCUUGCUCUUGACAUGGGUGUGCCCAUCCACGGUAUCAUUGCUCUGACCACCACCGCCACUGACAAGAUUGGACGGUCCGUUCCCGCUCCUGGCCAGGGUGUCCUGACCACUGCCCGCGAGAACCCCGGCAAGUUCCCAUCCCCUCUGUUGGACAUUAAGUACCGUCGCCGUCAAUUGGAUCUCCGCAAGAAGCAGAUCAACGAAUGGCAAGAAGCCGAGCUUCUGUACCUCCAGGAGGAGGCUGAGGCCAUGAAGGCUCAGAGCGACGAGACCUUCAACGAAGCCGAGUACAUGCAGGAGCGUGCUCAGCACAUUGAGCGCGAAGCCAUUCGUCAGGAGAAGGAUGCCCAAUACAGUUUGGGUAACAAUUUCUGGAAGCAGGAUUCCCGCAUUGCUCCCCUCCGCGGUGCCAUGGCUACUUGGGGUCUGACAGUCGAUGACAUUGAUGUCGCAUCCUUCCACGGUACCUCGACUGUCGCAAACGACAAGAACGAGUCCGAUGUCAUUUGCCAACAGAUGAAGCACCUUGGACGCUCCAAGGGUAAUGCCGUGAUGGGUAUCUUCCAGAAGUACCUCACUGGUCACCCCAAGGGUGCUGCCGGUGCCUGGAUGUUCAACGGCUGCUUGCAGGUCUUGGAUAGCGGUCUUGUGCCCGGCAACCGCAAUGCCGACAACGUUGACAAGGUCAUGGAGAAGUUCGACUACAUCGUCUACCCCAGCCGUAGCAUCCAGACCGAUGGCGUCAAGGCGUUCUCCGUCACCUCCUUCGGUUUCGGUCAGAAGGGUGCUCAGGUUAUUGGUAUUCACCCCAAGUACCUGUAUGCCACUCUUGACCAGGCUCAGUACGAGACCUAUAAGACCAAGGUCGAGGCUCGCCAGAAGAAGGCCUACCGCUACUUCCACAACGGCCUGAUCAACAACAGCAUCUUCGUUGCCAAGAGCAAGGCUCCUUACGAGGAUGAACAGCAGAGCAAGGUCUUCCUGAACCCCGACUACCGUGUGUCUGUCGACAAGAAGACCUCUGAGCUCAAGUUCUCCACCACUGCCCCCGAAGCCAAACAGUCCGAGAGCACUCGCCAGACCCUUGAGACCCUUGCCAAGGCCAACGCCACCGAGAACUCAAAGAUCGGUGUUGACGUGGAGCACAUUGAUUCCGUCAACAUUGAGAACGAGACCUUCGUCGAGCGCAACUUCACCCAGAGUGAACAAGACUACUGCCGCAAGGCUGCCUCCCCACAGUCCUCGUUCGCAGGCCGAUGGAGUGCCAAGGAAGCUGUCUUCAAGUCACUGGGUGUCAGCAGCAAGGGUGCCGGUGCUGCCCUGAAGGAUAUUGAGAUCGGAGUUGAUGCCAAUGGCGCUCCGGUUGUGAACCUUCACGGUGCCGCCGCCGCCGCCGCCAAGCAGGCGGGUGUCAAGCAGGUCAGCGUCAGCAUCAGCCACAGUGACUCUCAAGCUGUUGCUGUUGCUGUCUCGCAGUUUUAG
Messenger RNA from Penicillium griseofulvum, 5574 nucleotides. RefSeq names its product trifunctional fatty acid synthase subunit FAS2. The record is from RefSeq and is a predicted model, not a curated record. Gene Ontology annotation, biological process: long-chain fatty acid biosynthetic process. Bases 1 to 5574 code for a protein of 1857 amino acids. Gene Ontology annotation, cellular component: fatty acid synthase complex. Lineage: Eukaryota; Fungi; Ascomycota; Eurotiomycetes; Eurotiales; Aspergillaceae. The transcript has 3 exons. Gene Ontology annotation, molecular function: 3-oxoacyl-[acyl-carrier-protein] reductase (NADPH) activity; 3-oxoacyl-[acyl-carrier-protein] synthase activity; magnesium ion binding.